AUGCAGGAAAACGAUCUUCCAUACUUUCCCAAAAAUGUGACCCCUUCUGAAAAGGUUAUCCCAGUUGCUGAUUGCAACUAUCACACAUACUUCUGGAGUGUGGAAAGAGAUCCGAAAGAUUAUAAGGGAAGAAUUUUGAUUCUUCAUGGAUAUAGAGACCUUAGACAGGUGUACUACUACUUUUUGGAGCAGUUGGCACUAAACGGAUAUGAUGUGUUCUACUUCGACCAGAGAGGAGAAGGAGAAACAGUUUUGAAAAACGGUAAAAAAGGAACUACCAACGAUGAGCACGCAUUUAAAGCCGUUGACUAUUUCAUUGAGUACAAUCAGAAAGAGUUAGAGCAAGAGGCGAAGGAGGGAAAAGUGGAUGAAGCAAAGAAGUUGAGCAUUCUAAGUGUCUCAAUGGGAGGUGGAAUCUCACUAAACUACGCGGCAAUAGGAAAAUAUGCCUCGAAUUUGGCCGGCAUGGUUAACAUUGCACCACUAAUUCUUUUGCACGAAAAAACGUACCCCGGGAGAAUUACCGAGUUUGUCGUCCGAACAUUGUGUGCAAUUCCAGGAUGCCAGUCUCUACAUGUGAAAACUAAUCUUCAUCCAGAAUACAUUUCGGGAGAUUCGAAAUACAGUGAAUAUAUCAGGGAAAGAGACAGGAAAAGCCCGCUUUCAGCCACGCUUGUAGAGUCACGUGACUUCAUUCUUAGAGGACGCCGACUUCUUUUGCCAGCGUACUACAAGAAAGUUGACAAGGAGUUACCAAUUUUAAUUUGCCAUGGAGAUACAGAUUACAUCAAUGAUAUCGAAGGAAGCCGUAUGUUUUUAGUGAAGUUGAAGGAGGUUCCGGGCAUGAAGAACAAGAAAAUUAUUGAAUACCGUAACGGGAGGCACGAACUUUUCAUUGAUCGUCCGGAGAUAAGAGACAAGGUGAUCAAUGAUGUUGUUGAUUUUUUGGAUAGCAUACACAAAUAA
Brettanomyces bruxellensis is the source of this 966-nucleotide messenger RNA. RefSeq lists its product as uncharacterized. Gene Ontology annotation, cellular component: membrane. The record is from RefSeq and is a predicted model, not a curated record. The transcript has a single exon. NCBI's taxonomy places the organism in Eukaryota, Fungi, Ascomycota, Pichiomycetes, Pichiales, Pichiaceae. Bases 1 to 966 code for a protein of 321 amino acids. Gene Ontology annotation, molecular function: lipase activity.